This is a messenger RNA of Cyprinus carpio (common carp), 1631 nucleotides long. Its product is annotated as GTP-binding protein GEM-like. NCBI's taxonomy places the organism in Eukaryota, Metazoa, Chordata, Actinopteri, Cypriniformes, Cyprinidae. Gene Ontology annotation, biological process: negative regulation of high voltage-gated calcium channel activity. Gene Ontology annotation, molecular function: GTPase activity; GTP binding; calcium channel regulator activity. The record is from RefSeq and is a predicted model, not a curated record. Gene Ontology annotation, cellular component: plasma membrane.
UUGGGAGGGAAAAGUGACGUCAAGGAAAUCCUCACUGCUACUGAGACCUUAAUAUAAGCAUGAACUGCACUGAGAGCUCAAAUCACAUUACUGCGCAAAAUAUAGACGCACAGGAUUACCAGGACAAACAGCUCCAAUCCUCACUCAGGUGUGCUUAAUUGCAGAUAAAGAAGCCAAGAGCAAUUAGAUCUUGUUGAGCAGGUUUCUGUUGGAUGGGACUGGAUCUAUUAUUGGAGCACAAUUUGGAGCGUCCGAUUCAGUUCUUUGUGCAGUCACAUUCGAAGAGACACCCGUCGUUUAACCGAGUGUUUGUCGUCGAACUGCACAAAUGACCCUGCUGGCGAGCGUGCGACGCCACAGUAUCCGCGUUCAGCAUCACCUGCACCGGUGGAGCAUCUGCGGGACGGACGGAGGGCAGCUGCUGAGCGAUGGUUUCGCGCGUCCCGACAUCGGCAUGUCCAGGUCCAGCUCCUGCUCGUCCACCUCUUCAGACUCCGCUCUCUCCAGCGAGUCUGUGACCCCAGCUUCCGUUGGACCCUUCACUGUAGUCCUGCUCGGGGACAACGGCGUCGGGAAGUCCGCGCUCGCGAGUAUAUUCGCUGGAGCAUCGGACAGCAUGGGCAGCGAAUGCGAGUUGUACGGAGGUGAAGUAUUUGAGCAGACAAUAACAGUAGACGGUGAGAGGGCCACGGUUACCCUACUCGACACUUGGGAUUCACAGGGUGAGGGCAGCUGGACACAGGAGAGAUGUUUGCAAACAGGAGAUGCUUUCAUUAUAGUUUAUGCCAUAACAGAUCGUUCAAGCUUCCUUCACGCAUCAGAUCUUCGUAUUCAGCUUCGACGCCAGCGCGAGGCUGACCGAACUCCCAUCAUCCUCGUCGGCAAUAAAUGUGACCUGGUUCGCUGCAGGGAAGUGUCCAUUAGUGAGGGUCGCUCGUCUGCUGCUGUCUUUGACUGCAAGUUCAUUGAAACGUCAGCAGCAAUGCAACACAAUGUCUGGCCGCUGUUUGAGGGCAUCAUCCGCCAGCUCCGUCUGCGAAGAGACAGCACAGAGAACCUCACCAGACGUGGUUCUCUUCAAAAGCGACGGGAGAGUCUCCCAAAGAAAGCAAAGCGUUUCAUUAGCAGAAUGGUUGCUAAGAAGAACAAGCAAGCAGCCUUCAAACUCAAGUCCAAAUCAUGUCAUGACCUGAUGAGUCUGUAGUGCACAGACUUUGAAUUGGUCUGAAAUUCUGAAUUGUGUUUGUGUGAAGUUUGGAUGCAAACAUUUUGGAAAGUAUCUGUUCAAGUGUUUGUUUUUUCCCAUUUAGUGAUUUUUAAAAAAGCCGUGGAUGUCUAUAUUAGACUGUGCUGUAGAAGGGCAUCGAUUACAGGCUUCUCGCUCCCUCUGUGAAGGACAGAACGCUCUAGUCUUACCCACCGUCCUUUUCAAAUGCCAACAUUUCAAAAGCCAUGAAAUACUAAAAUGUUUUUGUGGGAACCCCAACACGCUAAAUGUGGUCCUUUUACUUUUUUAUGAUUUUUAUGCUUUUGAAUUGUGAAAUUUCUUUGUCGUACCCUGUGUGUGAAACGUUUUGUCCAGCUUUUGCUCAGUUUGAGCAUAUAGCAUUCAAAAGAAAUAAAAUAUUUUU